CCCAUCUUUCGUUCUGUCUUACGCCGCAGCGUUUCUCGCUAGGUUUCGCUAGGGUUUCGAUCGUAUCGCGUUCGCCUCCCAAUCCUCGGAUCGAUGGCGGCCGCGGAGGGCGAGAAGAAGAUUACGCUCAAGAGCUCGGAGGGCGAGGAGUUCGAGGUCGACAAGGCGGUCGCCAUGGAGUCCCAGACUAUCCGCCACAUGAUCGAGGACGAGUGCGCUGACAACGCCAUCCCGCUCCCCAACGUCAACUCGAAGACCCUCUCCAUGGUCAUUGAGUACUGCAAGAAGCAUGUCCAAGCCAGCCCCAAGCCGGCCGACUCCGGCGCAGCCGCCGACGCCAGCUCCUCCGCUUCUGCGGCAGCCGCAGCGCCAGCCCCCACCGAGGACAUGAAGAGCUGGGACGCUGAGUUCAUCAAGGUCGACCAGGCCAUCCUCUUCGACCUCAUCCUGGCUGCAAAUUACCUUGACAUCAAGGGAUUGCUGGACCUUACUUGCCAGACUGUUGCCGACAUGAUCAAGGGCAAGACUCCCGAGGAGAUCCGCAAGACCUUCAACAUCAAGAAUGACUUUACACCGGAGGAGGAGGCCGAGAUCCGCAGGGAGAAUCAGUGGGCUUUUGAGUAGAGAAACAUAUAUAGGCGUUGAAUUCUGCUUAGUAUUCGUCAUGUACACGUUUAGGAGCUGCUUUUUUAGUUUUUAUUAACUCGUUGUAAUUCUUCGGAACUCGUUGGGGUCGUUAAACAUUGUAGAGAAGAGAAAC
Molecule: messenger RNA, 760 nt
Organism: Triticum dicoccoides
Lineage: Eukaryota; Viridiplantae; Streptophyta; Magnoliopsida; Poales; Poaceae
Product: SKP1-like protein 1
Exons: 1
Coding region: 94-624 (176 amino acids)
Biological process (GO): ubiquitin-dependent protein catabolic process
Source: RefSeq, a predicted model, not a curated record